AUGGCCCGGGCAGGGCCGUGGCACCCUGGCUGCGGCUCGCUGGUGCGCGCCACCGGCCACGGGGAGGUGUGGGCGGACUGGAGCCCCACCGCCAAGUUUUCCCAGUUCGGCUGGAGGUGCACCACCAACGAAAGCGAUUAUUCGCACAAAACCCACAUAGGGAACUGGAACGAGGAGCGGUACGAUAUCCAGAAAAUCGUGCAGCCCAAGCCCCUUCCUUCCCAGUACGCUCACUGCUUUGAAACAACUUACUCUUCAGAUUACAACAAGGGAAAGCAUCAAAGAACAAGAAGAUUUACGCGAGAACCUCAUUGGUUUCCAGGCCACCAGCCUGAGUUGGAACCCCCUCCGUUCAAACCAACUGCCCCAUCUUGCUACAUGAUCGACUACAGGCCUCCACAUGGGAACAUUUCCUUUGCUGGUGUCCGAGGCUCGGGGGAGGAACGAGAGGGUGUGGGGAAAGCGACAGUGAAGAUACAGACUGUGCUUCCAGAAUGACGGGAGGCCUGUCUGCCAGCAGCGCUGCAAGGAUGUCCUUCAAGCAGAAAAACCUGUCGGGCAUUAAAA
Messenger RNA from Struthio camelus australis, 567 nucleotides. RefSeq names its product cilia and flagella associated protein 68 (gene CFAP68). The record is from RefSeq and is a predicted model, not a curated record. NCBI's taxonomy places the organism in Eukaryota, Metazoa, Chordata, Aves, Struthioniformes, Struthionidae. Gene Ontology annotation, cellular component: nucleus.